UACGAGGUCAAUUUAAAAGCAACUAUUUUGUUUACAGCGUUGUUUCGUGUAUUUAUCAGAGUAUAGGCUUGGCAAUGCCGUCAACAUUGGAUGACUAUGAGACAUUGUUUUGCAUUGGUACAGGAUCUUAUGGCAAAUGUAAGAAGAUCAGAAGAAAACGCGAUGGCAAGGUAUUGGUUUGGAAAGAAAUAGAUUAUGGCGGUAUGUCUGAGACGGAGAAACAGAUGUUGGUCUCAGAGGUGAACCUGCUGAGAGAACUGAAGCAUAAACACAUCGUGCAGUACUAUGAUCGUAUCAUAGAUCGCAGCAAGGCUUCCUUGUAUAUCGUCAUGGAGUUCUGCGAAGGAGGAGAUCUCAGUUCUUUAAUCACUAAAUGUAGCAGAGAUAGAACAUACCUGGAAGAAGAGUUUAUUUGGAAGAUCCUUACGCAGAUACUUCAGGCUCUUGAAGUCUGCCAUCAGAGGAAAAAUGGCAAAUCUGUCCUACAUCGAGACUUAAAGCCUGCUAAUGUCUUCCUUGAUGCCUCAAAGAACGUUAAGCUUGGAGAUUUUGGGUUGGCGCGUGUGCUGCAUCAUGACACUAGCUUUGCCAAGACAUUUGUGGGAACACCUUAUUAUAUGUCACCUGAACAAGUGAACAAUAAGUCCUACAAUGAGAAGUCAGAUGUCUGGUCUCUUGGCUGUCUGCUUUACGAACUAUGUGCACUGAACCCACCUUUUACAGCCAGAAAUCAACGAGAAUUGAAUGCAAAAAUCCGUGUGGGGAGAUUCACUCGUAUCCCUUACAGAUACUCUUCUGAGUUGAAUGACAUCGUUUCUAGCAUGAUUGUAGUUGAUGAAAACAAACGUCCCUCUAUAAGAACUCUACUGGACAACCCACUUGUGAUAAAGAGGUGUGACCCAGCUCAAGUUGACAAAGAGAGAGAACGCGAGAGAAAACCAUCACCAGGAGUGGUAGAGACCAAGAAACCAGAAGUCCCUAAAAAAACAUAUGAAGACCUUUUGAGCAAGGAACGUGAGUUGGAAAGGAGAGAAAGAGCAGUUACAAGGAAGGAGAAUGAACUUGAAAGUCGCGAGAAGAGAGUUGCUCUGAAAGAACAAAUGGCGGAGGAUAAACUUGCUCGAGUGAAUGCUAAAGCAGACAAGAUGAGAUCAGACCAAGACCUCAGGCUGAGAAUGCGUAAUGUCAACAUCAAGAUCGAGAACACUGAUUCAGGUCCUGGGGAUAACUACAACUUGUAUGAUGAUUUAGAAUCUGUUGAGUACAAAAUCCUCCCAGCUCCAUGUCUUGUUAAAGAACGAAAGCCAGACAGUCCAAAGAAACAUGUCAGCUUUGGCAAAGAACGUCAUAUAGAUCUCUAUGGGAAAGAUAAUGAACUCCUGAAUAGCUUACUCGAUGAAAAUCCAAUGGACAAAUAUGGCUUGAAGAAUGAUCCUUUAUUUCAUAAACCUACAUCAGAAUAUGAAUCAGGAUUUAAACUAAGAGAGCAAAGGUUGAAGACUGCUCGAUUGAAAGAUCGUUUAGAACGAGCACGUGUAAGGUCAGCAAAUCUACGGACAGCUGAGUUUGAAUCAAAACUGAAAUCCAGGCAACUAUUGGGAAUGCGAUAAAGCAGAUAUUUUAGUAAAUAAACUAGUUAUUAAUAAUGAUAUUUAAAUUAUAACAAUCCACAUUGAAUUUUGAAAUAAUGGAGUGAAGAAUGGAAAUCAAUGUGAGUUCACUGAAGGCAGUGCAGACCCGAUGAAGUUCCUCCAUGAGGAAUGAGUUGAGGUGUCAUAACAAGUUUCACACUAGUGUAUUCAUCACAUAAUCAAUUUUAUUCACUACUUGAUCGCCAAUCCCGCUGGUCUACAGCAGGAUGAUACUAACUGGAGUUAGCAUCGUUCAAAAUGGUGGUCAAAAUUUGGUCCAUUCAAAUAAGCAUACAAUUCGAUUUAACCAAGUAAAAUCUUGAUCAGGUACUAACUCCAGUCCUUUUUUUUGAAAAGUGACACAGAGGGCUAAAAAAAUAUUUUCCAAAUGCAAAUGUUCUUGAGUUUUAAACACAACACAUUUUUACUACCCACGUACUUAACAAAAUUGAUUAUGUGUAGAAUUCAGUACAAAUGAAACUGCAGAAAUCAGCAUUUUGAUUCUUUGUAUAUUGGUCUCAAAUGGAUGAAAUCAUGAAUCAGAAAGCUAGCUCCUACAUAUGUGUAAGGGACUGGGGUCAUUAACAGAAACUUAGU
This is a messenger RNA of Owenia fusiformis, 2228 nucleotides long. The record is from the annotation of a GenBank genome assembly. NCBI's taxonomy places the organism in Eukaryota, Metazoa, Annelida, Polychaeta, Sabellida, Oweniidae.